Messenger RNA from Astrephomene gubernaculifera, 4042 nucleotides. The record is from the annotation of a GenBank genome assembly. Lineage: Eukaryota; Viridiplantae; Chlorophyta; Chlorophyceae; Chlamydomonadales; Astrephomenaceae.
CGUCUUUCUAGACCCGCAGUAUUUUGUCUAGUAUUGCUCGAACGGCUAGUGACCUUCUGACCUACAGUCUGGCCUACAGUCUGUAAGAGCCCCAAUACACCUUUUUUGGUAAGGCUUUCCGAGCUAAAAUACCUACAUACUGCCGCACAUUUCCUGCAUCCUCGGUUACUUUGUGCUAAGAGGAGCCGGUUCAGGCAAGGCGCCGCUUGCACUGCCUGGCUAGACCGCAGCGACCUCACCGCUUCGCUAGUAACAUGGAUGCAAAAGGAGGUUUCAGCUUUGGUGCGUCAGACUCUACUGCUGUGCAUCCGGGUAAUGACCACGCGCUGUCAACGAUGAGCACUGCACGUGUCAUCGCGACCGCGGUUAUUGACCCUGCGUGUCCAGCAGGGUCUGAGCAGCGCCAGCGCCGGCUAGUGCUGGAACCUCUAGGUGUAUGGGUCAAGGAUGGUCAUAUUAUUGCCAAUCCGCAAGACCUCGAGUGCGCAUUCGCACAAUGUGGCAGCCUCGCUGAAGCCAACCCUAGGCCUGGGAGCAACCUGGACUACGCAAACCCUGGACAGUAUCUACUUACAGCAAGCUCCACAGCACCCGAUAACGUGAGGUCUCUGCAGCAAUCCCUUGGUGAACCAGUGCAAGCGCAGCAGCUUCCGAGUAGGCCAAGCCGCUUUGGCAUGCUGCGGAAUGUUGGGUCGUCGUCGGGAAUUACCUCCGAGUCGCCAACUACACUUGCGAGGUUCCAACCUUACCUCUUGCGUGGCAGCAGCACAGCCAUCGCCAAGCAUCCCACGCCGUCCGAUUACACCGACCUAGCGGCAGCUCGACAGCUGCCCUCGCCAACCUCUGGCCUGGUCCUGCCUUCCAAUCCUCUCCCACAAUCUGCCCCCAUGGCAACAUCCCCUUACAACGCCAUUACUCGCCACUCCUCCGCCCCCGCCUCAACCUCAUAUACCCAUUUCCAGCCUGCUCCGAGGUCACAGCAGCCCUCCGUCAUUGGCAACUCCUCCAUCCCUGCUUCGGCUUCAGCCUUGCUGUCUUCCCAACCUCCAUCACUGCCGCCGUCACAGCAGCCAUCUCAGCCGCAGGCCGCCAGCCAGCCCCUGCCGCUGGCGGGCCGCGCCUCCGGUGCUGGCGUGUCCGAGCUGUGGCACAUGUGGGCCAGCGAUGAGGUCGCAGCGCACGAGGGCUGGUCAGCCCCUGCCAUGGCGGCAGGGGGCCCCCGCCCCGAAGCUUCCCCCCUGCUCAGCCCGGCACCAGGCCUGCAGGCGAACGCCACCAGCUUUGGCGACGUCAGCAACCCGGAUAACACAAGCACCGCCAGCAACCGCGCCAGCAGCAGCAGCCUGGGGGCCAACUGCUGCCCCCGCGUCAGCAGCAUCACCGGCGGCGGCCCCAACCUGGGCAGCGGCAGCAACUUGCACAGCUCGGGCGCUGCUCCCCUGGAAGGUCCCUUCCGCCGGGGAAAGCAGCAGUAUGGCCUGGGGCGGACCUCCCGGCCGCUCUCCCCCUGGUCUGCCAGCUGCGCUGAGGUGUGGGAGGCCGCCUUCGGGGAGAACCCCGCACGCGCAGCCACGGUCACAUCAACACCUGCACACACGCCUACACCCGGUACUGAAGCUGCGCACGCAGGACACACGCAGGCGCCGCAGCAGCUCUACUUCGCGCAGCAGCAGCAACAUCAGCACCAACAACCUGGUCACGCGCCAAUAACUGUACAGCAGCAGCAGUCCCUGUGGCCGCAGCAGCAACAACAACAGCACCUCAGUCCACAGCCGGAGGGCUGGCCAGCUGCCCCUGCUUACAUGGGUGCCCAUGCUGCUGUUGCGGGCGCGGGGGUAACUGGCGGCGUGUGGGGGCUGGGGGGCGCCGGCGUGAUGCAUGCCGCGGGCGCUGCGAUGCCAUACCCUGCGGACCUGGGGCAGCAGCCCUUGGCUUACCAGGCCACACCUCCGUUUAGGCGGGGCGAGUGGCAGUAACGGUGGUGAUGGCGGUAGUUGAAUGUGCUUGGGUUGAUGCUCUUGUUUGUAUUGCUGAUGUUGCUGGUGUCGGUGUGGGGGAUUAGAUACACUGCAUGGAUGGGUGCUGGAGCAGGGGGGGUUGAGCAGUGCUGUGUGUUAGCAACACUGGCCGCAAGCAUGUGCGCUGCAGGAUGAGGCUGUGUACGGCCUUCCCGCAUCAUUACGUAAGACAGAGAGGCAACGCAGGCGUGUGAAAGAGAAGAGAGAGACAUGCAUGCGAGCAUCAUCAUGGUAUGUCAUCAGUGGUUCAUCAUUCCUCAACUAAAAUUGCCUGCGGUUCCGGUAUCUUGGCUGACCCCUGGGCCUUUCUGGCGUAUGGUGCAUGGCCAGAGUAAUCGGGCUGCUGUCAUGCAUGACCAAGCACCAUGUCGUAGUAUGUACGGACAAUUUUCAUGUCGCCGUACAGAGCAUGCAACAUUGCCAAUCCCAUUGUCGUACUGCGUUGCUUAUGAGCGGCUGAAGUAGCCGACCCACGCCAACGUACCGGUAUGAUGGGUUGCUAACCAUCGGUUCGGGUAGGGGUCAUCGUGUGCACCUUGCGCGCAUUAGUUAAGACGAGUCGUUGGUGACUGAAUCGGAAGGGAUCCUUUAGUAACGACUCCGGAGUUAUGCACAGUUAUGUAUCGUUGGCUGCCCAUAUCUUCAUUCAUGUAUUCUGGCAGGGGACGCGUGCGACGCUUCAUUCAUGCAGGCAAGCUAAAACUGCGGUCAGUGGCGAGGCCUGUAGGGUUUUAGGGCAAUCUCCUGGUUUUUUUUGCGGAGGUACCUCUUCCUUCUCCAUAGUAUGGGUGUGUGGGUCGUUCUGCAAUUGACUGCCGUUGCGGGGUGCUAGCCUUGCGUGGAAUGACCAUGGAGGGGGUAAAUCGACCUGAGACGUUCAUUCCUUUACUUUGCUUGCGGGAAAGGUGCUAGCUCUGAACGCGCAUUUCCUAUCACUGCUGUCCUGUCAUUACCGUCAGCUGUGGAGCUCAUCCGGAUAACAAUUUGGCAGAGCGUGCUUUGGUGCCGCCGAGUGCCCAGACUUGGUCGUCUGCUGUCCGUGUCCUUAACACCUUGUGGCCGCCUGUCAUGCUCAUUUGUCACUGCAACCUGCAAUGUUACUUUUUCAUGAUUGGGGUGAUUGCGAGGUGCUAGCUUCGGUGUCUUAUGCGACGUUGUGACCCGUGGGUCUUUUACAUCUUGACCAAGUGGCCGCGGCUUUGCAUGGGGGAAUGACAGAGGGCUGCUGUGCCACACCUCCCAGCGAUUGCUCGGGAUUGGGCCCGUAGCUGUGUGUGUUUUUCGGGGUAAUGGUACUGCGCAUUAUUACCAUGCAUGGUCGGCUCAGGGUUGUUGGAUGCUGGCCCGUGCCAAGGGUUUGUGCAGAAAAAAUGCGAAUGCUGACACGUGCGGGCGCGGCUGUCAAUUAACGGCGUGUGCAUGGUAGCGCGCCAAAGCAUGACAACAGCAGCUCGGAGCAGGGUGGUUUCGUCAUAUACGAGUGCUCAAACAACGUUGGGUUUGCUCUCUUCAUUACAUUCAUGAUAUGCAUGUACAGGACGCCGCCUUGUUGGAAUGCUGGAUCGGGUUGCGCAUUAAUUGGGGUCGGGAACAUGCAGGUCUGCUUUCUUAGUUGCCAUAGGUGGUUGGGUGUUUGUUGGCGCGGUGGCUGGCUUUGUGAUGUGGGGUGAAGGAGGCCUGCGGCGCCAGAUAAUCGCUUUAUAGGAUCCCAGUUGCCUUGUGUUCGUGUCCCGCUUGCAGCGAUCUUACACUUUCACACGCCAUAUGAGCGCAGUUGAAGGGAACCUCCUGGCUUGUGUGACAGGUCGCGUAACGAGAGUUUCCAAGGUUGUCCCCAAUAAGAGUUGCAAGGUUGUCACGCGUGUGUGCGUGUCGGAGCAUCGCUAUACCUACUGAGGGGUGUUCACAAACUGACAUGUGCUGGCGAGGAACGACGGGUUAUGUGCCGCGUGUUGCGGACCAUGGAGUUUAUACUUCAUGGCUUUCAGAUCAAUCAACUUCACGAAAAAGCCCUGUAAGUGGAG